AUGGCGCCCAAGAAGAAAAGCUCCAAAAAGAGCAAACCGGCAAAGAGAGACACUCCUGUUAACCUCACCUUAGCCGAAGAUCCUUCUCUUGACAUUGACCAACAUCAUCAGCUGGACAGUUUGUUUGAAAAUGGUUCUGAUGGCUUCCUUUGCACUGCCAUGGAAGUCACCAAUCCAAGCCACGGAGCCAACAUGCUGUUGGAGAUGAGCUCCUUGCAGCAAGAGCACUUCCUUUGCGAUCUCACAAUUGCUACCAAAACCAAAUCGUUCAGAGUUCAUAAACUGGUGAUGUCCUCCUGCAGUGGAUAUUUCAAAAACCAGCUGAAAAAGGACCCCAGCCUUCAGCAAGUGGUCCUCAAUGACAUCUCCUCCUUGGGCCUGGCCACCGUCAUCUCAUACGCGUACACGGGAAAGUUGAGUCUUUCCUUGUACACCAUUGGCAGCACCAUUUCCACGGCCAGCCACCUGCAAAUGUAUGCGCUGCUCAACAUGUGCUCGGAUUUCCUCAUCCAGGAGAUGAAUGUGAAAAACUGGAUGUAUAUUGCCAAUAUGGCAGACACAUACAAUCUCGGUCGGAUUAAAGAUGCUGCCAGGAGGUUCAUCCGGGAACAUUUCCUAGAGUUCUCAGAUACUGAGCAGUUUUUGAAACUCACCUUCGAACAUUUGAACGAAUUGCUGAUGGAUGACAACCUGGAGUUCCCUAGUGAAGUGGUGGUCUUUCAGAUUGCCAUGAAAUGGCUUGAGUUUGAUGCCAAGAGGAUCAAGUAUGGGGCAGAUCUCCUGAAGAAUGUGCGGUUCGGCACAAUCCCGGCUCAUGACUUGAUCAACCACGUCCAACCUGUUCCGUGUAUGAUGCAGAACCCAGAGUGUCACAAACUUCUGGUGGAUGCGAUGAAUUACCAUUUGCUUCCUUAUCAGCAAAACGAGCUUCAGUCCCGAAGAACCAAAAUUCGAGGGAGCCAGAAGGUGCUGCUGAUAGUUGGCGGGCGGCCAUGCUCUGCAGAGAAGGCCCUCAGCAAAGACGUGAGCUACAGAGAUCAAGAAGGGAACUGGAAUAAGCUGACGGAGAUGCCCACCAAAUGUUUCAACCAAUGUGUUGCCGUCAUGGACAGCUUCCUUUAUGUGGCAGGCGGUGAAGAUCAAAAUGACGCCCGGAACCAAGCAAAACAUGCCAUUAGCAACUUAUGCAGGUAUGAUCCACGGUUUGGCACUUGGCUACACUUGGCUAACAUGACCCACAAAAGGACUCACUUCAGCCUCAGUGCUUUCAAUGGGCACCUCUAUGCCAUCGGAGGCCGCAACGCAAAAGGCACCUUGGUCUCUAUCGAAUGCUACAUCCCUUCGGCCAACAGCUGGCAACCCAAAGCCAACAUGGAGCUGCCACGCUGCUGCCACGCCAGCGUGGUCAUCGACGGGAAGAUCUUGCUGACCGGUGGCUAUGUGAACAACGCUUAUUCCCGGACCGUCUGCAGCUACGACCCUGUCCUGGAUUCUUGGCGGGACUGUAGCUGGCUGAGCAGCCCCCGAGGUUGGCACUGUGCUGCCACAUUGGCCGGCCGGGCCUAUGUCCUUGGGGGCAGCCAGCUGGGCCCCCGUGGGGAGAGGGUCGAUGUCAUUCCAGUGGAGUGCUAUAACCCUUCCACCAACCAGUGGAGCUUCAUGACCCCCUUGGCCACUGGCCUGAGCAUGGCAGGGGUGGCCACGCUUGACGGGCAAAUCCUUCUGGUUGGGGGAUGGAAUGAAAGUGGGAAAAAAUACCAGAAGACAAUUCACGCCUUCAACCCGGAUCUGAACGAAUGGACCGAGGAAGGAGAGCUUUUGGAAGGCACCGUGGGGGUGUCCUGCUGCACCAUUGCUCUUCCUCAUGCAAACACCCGGAGCUCCAGAGCUAGUUCAGUGGCCUCUGCCUCUGUGAGCAUGUAAAGGGAGCUGGAUGAGAUGGAAAUCUGGGCUCUGGUGACUUGUUGAAUCAGAGGCUUCACAGGAAAGGUGAAGGAUACGUGGCGUUGGCUGAAGAGAGAUCUCAUUGCACAGGUUGUUGUGUGGGUUUGUGGUUCAUGUCCCAAUAAUGACACAUUUUCUGAUGCUCGGAUUUAUCUGUGGACCUUUCCAUAACUCCUUUUGGGGAACUGAAAACUGAAACAUGUCCAGACCCGAUUCAUCAGCUGUCAAUGCGCUUCAUUUCUGAAAGCGACCUCUCUUCCUCGUUAUACAAUCUGAAAAUCUUCACACACACCCUUCGUCCAUAACUAGAUCCUACUUUUAAAGGAUUGGGAAGCCUUGGGGGACGGGGAAGGGGCUGUUUUCAAUGAAUUUAGUGGCCAGCUUUUUAGGACACCUCAGCCCUUAAUUAAGGGCCAGCUACAUUGUGUUUUGUUUGAAGUAGUCUAGUCAUCUAGUACUCU
Messenger RNA from Pseudonaja textilis, 2405 nucleotides. RefSeq names its product kelch-like protein 31. The record is from RefSeq and is a predicted model, not a curated record. Lineage: Eukaryota; Metazoa; Chordata; Lepidosauria; Squamata; Elapidae. Gene Ontology annotation, cellular component: nucleus. Gene Ontology annotation, molecular function: protein binding. Gene Ontology annotation, biological process: negative regulation of JNK cascade.